This is a messenger RNA of Impatiens glandulifera, 1600 nucleotides long. Its product is annotated as E3 ubiquitin-protein ligase PUB23-like. Gene Ontology annotation, molecular function: ubiquitin protein ligase activity. Bases 173 to 1390 code for a protein of 405 amino acids. Gene Ontology annotation, biological process: protein ubiquitination. NCBI's taxonomy places the organism in Eukaryota, Viridiplantae, Streptophyta, Magnoliopsida, Ericales, Balsaminaceae. The transcript has a single exon. The record is from RefSeq and is a predicted model, not a curated record.
UCUACAUUUUCCGUGUUUUUGACUUUGUAACAUUGACUCUCUCUCUCUCCUAUCCCUGAGUAUAAAUACAAUCCAUUCCAACUUCUUCCAAUUCAUUAUCAUCAUUUACGAUCCCCUUCUUCAUCAAAACCAAGUUCAAAUAUUAAUUCAAUAUUGUCUGAUCGAUUCAAGAAUGUCAAACACGGAGGAAAUUGAGAUCCCACACUACUUCAUCUGCCCUAUCUCUCUUCAAAUGAUGAAAGAUCCAGUCAUAGUCCCCACCGGCAUAACCUACGACCGUGAAAACAUUGAAAAAUGGGUUUUCUCCAACAACAACCAAUUCUGUCCGGUAACCAAACAGUCUCUCCCGGCAGAAUCAGUCCAUGACCUAAUCACUCCAAACCACACCCUCCGCCGUCUAAUCCAAUCAUGGUGCGCCAUCAACGCUUCCAACGGCAUCGAACGCUUCCCCACACCCAAGCCCGCGGUAACCAAAUCCCAAAUCACCAAGCUUAUAAAUGAUCAUUCCAAAUCCACUACUCAAGACAAAAUCAACUGCCUCGCUAAACUAAAGUCAAUGGCCGCUGUCAGCCACGCAAACAAAAGAUGCAUCGAGGCCGCAGGAGGGGCUCUCUUCGCCGCUUCUUUGAUUGCCGAGUCUGCCGAUGCCACCAACGAGGCACUCAGUACUCUAUACUCUCUCAAUCUAUCCGAAACCGGUUUAAAAACUCUAUUCAAGAGUAACAGUUUCCUAAAUGCGUUAACUUGUGCGAUGAAACUCGGAAGCUACGACUCAAGAGCUUAUGCUGUCAUGAUACUAAAAUCCAUCACCGAAGUAACCGACCCUACGGACAUGAUCAUCGGGUCGUUAAACCCUAAAUUCUUCACGGAAAUAGUUCAAUUAGUAAGAGAUCAAAUUACCCCUAAAGCCACCCGAGCAGGACUUCACGUGCUAAUAAAUGUGACCUCGAAUUGUCGGAACCGGGUGAAGGCAGUGGAAGCGGGAGCAGUCCAGGUGAUGAUCGACAUGUUAGUCGAGUCGUCCGAAAAGAGGGUAUGCGAAAUGGCAUUGACUGUUCUAGAUCAUCUCUGCCAAUGCGCAGAAGGGCGGGCCGAGGUGUUGAGUCACGGGGCGGGGCUGGCCAUCGUUUCGAAGAAGAUAAUGAGGGUAUCGAAGGUUGCUAGCGAGAGAGCAAUUAGGGUUUUGCAUUCGAUAGCGAAACAUUCGGGGAAUGCGGUGGCUUUGAAGGAGAUGUUGGAGAUGGGAGUGGUGAGUAAGCUUUGCUUGGUGCUACAAGUGGAGAUGGGGACUAAGAUCAAGGAGAGAGUUAUAGAGAUUUUGAAGAUGCAUGCAAGGACUUGGAAGAAUGCCCAUUGCAUUCCCAUGGCUCUACUCUCUUCCUAUCUUUAAUUAUGUCAAUUCUUCUCUUCUUCUUAUUCAAAUUCAUUCUUUGAUGUGCAUACAUAUUAUAAGUAGCUAGCUUGAUUAAUUCUUUUGUUAAUUGAGAUCGAUAAUUGUAUAGAUACACAUGAUACAUAUAUAAUUUGGUUAAGUAAUUGUUUGCUGGAAGCAAUUAAUUCAUACAAAUCAAUAUUGCAAAUAUAUGGUGUUUCUUUCCUA